CUUUCAAAAAGUUCUUUUGAAUCUUUUAAAUUGCAAGAUGCUUGCAGGGUCAGAGCUAAAGAUUCAGCUGCAACAACUAGACAACAAAAUAUAUAUUUAAAUGAUUCCAAUUUCUAAGAAGCAAAAUAACAAACACAUAGAGUGCAUUAUUACAAAAUAAUGGAAAAUAGGGUUAUUAUUGAUGAGCCUUUGAACCUGAGGCAUGAAGCCAUUGAAGCUGAGCUUGAAGAGACAAAGAAAAACCUUCAAAAAGCUAAAGAAGAAACCAUGUCAAUGGCGCAUUGUCUUUCUUCAUUGCAAGAAGAGCUUGAACUCACAAGGCAAGAGCUUCAACAAUUGAAGCAAGAAUCCAUGGGCAAUAAUAAUAAUAAUAAUAAUAAUAAUAAUAAUAAUAAUAAUAAUAAUAAUAAUAAUAAGCAUCAUCCCAUAAUGCAAGAAGAAGAAGAACCGGUUAUUAUUGAAGAUGUCAAGGACAUGGAGAAUAAUAAAAAUAAAAAUAAUGUAACAAAGUUUGAUGAUGAUGAAUUGCAAAAGAAAAGGCAUGUGACUUUUGCAAAUACACCCUCAUUAACUCAUAUUAUUUCACCGUCACCACAACUGCUUACACUUGAAGUUGAAAAAUUGAAGAGGCACCAUUCAUUUGGGAGUGAGAAGAAGAAGAAUAAGAUCAAGCCACUUAUUCCACUCAUUGGUUUUGGAGGUAUCUUUUCAAAGAAAAAGAGAAAUAAUUAUUAAGAGAAAAAUAAUGCUUUCCAUAGACACCUUGAAUUUUAUAGCUUUCAUUUGUGUAUUGCAAAUUGUCACCUACCAAUUAAAAUUCAGAUAAUAAUGAAAUAUCACUCAUGUCAAAAUUAUAGGAAAAAAGUAAAAAAAAAAAAAAUUGACGGUCUACAUUAAGUAGUUUUUUUUUCAUUCUCUCAUGUCCUUUGUAUUGUAUUUUAUAUAGUAGAGGCAAAAUUAAACUAAUAAUAUUGAGUGAGAGUGAAAUUGAAUAUAUAUGGCAUAUGAUAUGAAUAUACUUUUUCAACUUGGUCUUGUUUAUACAGCUGCACCCUUUCAGAAUAUCAUUACUUUGAGUGACUUUCAUGCCACUUCAAAUCAUAUAUAUUCAAGCUUAGCUUGUACUUAUUAUAUAUUAA
Arachis ipaensis is the source of this 1139-nucleotide messenger RNA. The record is from RefSeq and is a predicted model, not a curated record. Lineage: Eukaryota; Viridiplantae; Streptophyta; Magnoliopsida; Fabales; Fabaceae.